GCGACGGCGCGGGGCAACCUGAUGUUCGCAUCGGCAGCGUUCGACGACAGCAGCUAAACGGUAGACGGUCAGUCGCAGUCAGUCUGCGGUCGGUUGGGUUAGGUCGUAGGCAAUAGCUAGUCCCAGUUAACCGGUUGACAUUCAGGUAAACGCCGUGGAUAUGUGAUUGUCACGAUUGUCAAAUAAAUUACAUUCAUUAAAAAUUAGCAGUAGUGUGUUGAAUUGUUAAAUUUUUGACGGUCGUCACUGAUCGGAACGACAUUAAUUUUUUUCCUGCGUAUAAUGAUUGAAUUUGCCGUAUCUUCUAAGUUGUCGGAGAUCUAAAUAAUAAUAGAUCUUAAUUAUAUUGUUUUUCGAAAACCGUACACAUGGCCUCAACUAUUUGUGGUCGGUUGAAUUUGGCGCGACAUUUGCCGUCGUUCAUGUACUUGGUCGCCGUUUUUAUUGUUGUCGAUUCGGCCAAACUGCAACUACAGCAAAAGCACUUAGGCUAUGGUAGUAACGAAGACUUAUCUCUAUUCAUUGACGAGCAACAAGUGAAAAUGUACAGCGGUAUCUCGAUGCCAAUAGACGCCAUUAGAGAUGGUAAAGUUCGUUACAUAUUAGAUAAAAAAUUUGAACAAUAUUUUCCAGUAAUUCCGUCUGAGAUGGGGUAUGUAAAUUUCACUUGGAUGUCCGGAAAAAAGAAAUAUUUUUACAAAUUUGAUACAUUACAGUCUGAUGACGAAAAUAUUUUAAAACCACCUACAGUUACCAUUAAGCUUAAAGGGAGAGUACCGAGAAAACCUAAAGUAUUUAGUAUUCUUUUACCCUGUACUGGUAAGGUUGAUGGUAAUGCUAGUUUCAGCAUAAGACUUUUAAUAUAUAGCAUAAUAAAUAAAAAACGACGUGCUUUACCCAACACUCCUUUGAAAGUAAAGUUAAAAAAAAAGUGUACAAUCAAAGAGGCAAGCAAAAGUACAAUUCCUGAUUUAGAAUGUGAUAAAAAAUGUGAAAAUAAUGGAAGAUGCAAUGCAGAAAAAAUAUGUCAGUGUCAAGAUGGAUACAUGGGACAAUAUUGUACAACAGCUUUGUGUUACCCACAAUGUAUGAACAAUGGAACUUGUAUUGCACCUGGAGUUUGUAACUGUCUUCCAGGUUUUCAAGGACCUAACUGUGAAGGAGGUAUUUGUGCAGAAAAAUGUUUAAAUGGUGGGAAAUGUAUACAAAAAGAUACUUGUCAGUGUAGAAAAGGUUUCUAUGGUCCAAGAUGUGAAAGAACUAAAUGUAUAAUUCCAUGUUUGAAUGGAGGUAAAUGUAAAGGUAUAAAUAGGUGUAGCUGUCCAUAUGGAUUCCAAGGAGAUCAUUGUGAAAUAGGACAACCUCAACAACAAUUUUUUCAUUGUAAACACCCGUGUCGUCAUGGAUAUUGUACAGCUAAUAAAACUUGUAGUUGUCAACAAGGAUGGACAGGAAAAUUCUGCCAGCGAAAAAUACCAAAACUACAACAUGCUAAACACAAAUCAGUGUAUUCACAUACAAAUGUAGAUGAUUAUGUUUCAGAAGACUAUGACUACGAUGAUGCACCGAAAAAAUCUCAAAAGAAAUUUAAAUGCUAAGAAGUUAACAUCAAACCAAACUGUCUGUGAUUUAUGUGUAUAAGAAAUAAAAUAAUAUAGCUGAUUAAUUAGUUAUAUAGAAUAACUAGACAAUAUUUACUUAUAAUUGUACAAGGUGAUUGAUUAACUAUGCCUCACUAUAUAUUCACUAUGCCAUAAUUUGUCAGGCAUAGUUAAUCAAUCACCCUAUAUACUAGUCGUUAACUAUGUAUUUAAUUUUUCAUUAAUAUAAAUUAUAAAUAAAAACAAUUUAUGAUACUUUUUUAAUAUAACAGUCAACAUUA
Daktulosphaira vitifoliae (grape phylloxera) is the source of this 1882-nucleotide messenger RNA. It is a transcript of the gene shf, whose product is annotated as protein shifted. Bases 369 to 1598 code for a protein of 409 amino acids. Gene Ontology annotation, cellular component: cell surface; extracellular region. Gene Ontology annotation, molecular function: signaling receptor binding. Gene Ontology annotation, biological process: anatomical structure development. Lineage: Eukaryota; Metazoa; Arthropoda; Insecta; Hemiptera; Phylloxeridae. The record is from RefSeq and is a predicted model, not a curated record. The transcript is spliced from 8 exons.